This is a messenger RNA of Sesamum indicum (sesame), 1326 nucleotides long. RefSeq names its product tRNA-thr(GGU) m(6)t(6)A37 methyltransferase. The record is from RefSeq and is a predicted model, not a curated record. NCBI's taxonomy places the organism in Eukaryota, Viridiplantae, Streptophyta, Magnoliopsida, Lamiales, Pedaliaceae.
AUUCCCCCUGUUGAUGCGGAGUGAAGUUGAAGUUGGGGCUAAGUUCGUCGUUGUCCGCCUCAGGGGGAGAGUAUGAGCUAAGUCUUUUGUCGAAUGGUUGGCACCAAAUCCCAGUGGCUGACGCUCUCCUUCACUUUGGCAUUGGCUUCUCUCUCUGCUUCCACUGCCAUCUCUGUUUAUUUGUGGAGAAGGAAAUCGAAGUCUAUCUCAAAUGGGGAGGCCGACAAAAAAAUUCAACAACUUGAAGACUCCUUAAAGGGCGCCUUGGAAAAAUGUGCUGCUGAAAGACAAGGCCGCAUUAGGGCUCAAAAGGAUUUAAGGGAAGCAUUGAGCAGGCCUAAUUUCAACAAGGUUGAAUCUACUUCAUAUCCAAUGGCACCUAUUGGGGUAGUUCACUCAUGCUUCUCUACAAGGAAUGGGACUCCAAGACAGCCUUUAAUUGUACCUCUUGCAAAGGCAUCCUUGAUAUUUGAUCCUACUCGGGUUCCGGAAGCAUCUCUUGAGGGCCUUGAAGGGUAUUCCCACUGCUGGAUUAUCUAUGUGUUUCAUCUAAACACAGAUCUUGAGAAGUUAUGGAAGCAUCCGUCACAGUCAAAAUUUAAGGCAAAGGUAAGGGUACCGAGGCUCAAAGGUGAAAGAAUUGGAGUCUUUGCUACAAGAUCACCGCAUCGUCCGUGCCCAAUUGGAUUAACUGUGGCAAAGGUGGAGGCAGUGCAUGGGAAUACAGUGUUGCUCUCUGGUGUGGAUCUGGUUGAUGGAACACCCAUUCUGGAUAUCAAGCCUUAUCUGCCAUACUGUGACAACAUCCAAGGAGCUACAGUUCCUGAUUGGGUGAAGGUCGACGAUGCGCUAGCUAUAGCUUCUGUUAACUUCUCUGAAGGAUUUUCGUCAAGCCUUGCAGCUUGUUGGUUGCUUGUGGAAAAGAAGUCACUUUAUUCCUCUCCAGAUGAAUUUCAAUCCUUGAUAAGGGAGGUGCUCUCAUGGGAUAUAAGAUCAGUUUCUCAACGAAGCCGUCCUCAUCAACCUCCCCUUGAAACAGAAGCCAGCAGUAGAGGUGAUGUUGAUGCUGAAAAUAGAGUAGUCAGUGCUGAAGCCUCUCAAAACGGAGGUGAGCUAGUUACAUCUCUAAUAAAUGAUGUUGUUUAUCACCUGAUUUUGGAAGGCUUAGAUGUUUCAUACAGAAUCAACUCCAACGCCAAUGUUCUUGUUGAGAAAGUCACCCUUGCAUCUCACACACAAACUACCAGUAAAUCGGAUACUUGACAUGGUUCUUGCUGUUGUUUAUGCCGCUUUCUUUAACUUUCAAUGGUAUUUUUUCUUUCUGAA